This is a messenger RNA of Armigeres subalbatus, 3839 nucleotides long. RefSeq names its product xylosyltransferase oxt (gene oxt). The record is from RefSeq and is a predicted model, not a curated record. Bases 373 to 3057 code for a protein of 894 amino acids. NCBI's taxonomy places the organism in Eukaryota, Metazoa, Arthropoda, Insecta, Diptera, Culicidae. Gene Ontology annotation, molecular function: protein xylosyltransferase activity. The transcript has 4 exons. Gene Ontology annotation, biological process: chondroitin sulfate proteoglycan biosynthetic process; heparan sulfate proteoglycan biosynthetic process. Gene Ontology annotation, cellular component: membrane.
ACUGCUGUCAAAAGAGUCAAACACAAAACCAGACGAACAAAACAAAACUGUUGAACAAAAAUUAAAAUUUUAAUUUCUCAUCUGUAAUCGCCCAAAAUGUUCCAAAUAAAUUGUCGGCUCAUAAGUUAUUAAACGCGAUCUAUUUAUUCUUUCGUCAUAUAAGAUAAUUCAUCGCAGCUCACCAUUCAUCACGAGGUUAUCAAAUACAGCAAGACUUAGCGUUUUGGGGUUCGAAUUUCACACAUUCGACGCAAACUCCAACGUCAACGAAAACGGAUAUCCUGCAAGUGUCUGGUUCGAUGACCUGAUAGUGCAACGUGUGGCCAACAAUCGUGGUUUUUUCCAGAUGACCCAGCUAGUGUGACCCCGGAAAUGCUGCAAACUUUGGCUCUGCGAUGGUUCCGUCGUUACAAAGUAUUCUUCCUCAUUGGCCUACUGAUUGUGGGAGCGCAGAUAUUUCUGGCCUAUAAACUGCUCAAGAUCCCCGUCUCUGGCAGUGGAAACACCGAAGAGCGGGACUUGAGCAAGCGGCUGUACGAGAAGUAUGUCAAGAGGGUUGCCGGGUCAAAUCUUUCGGCCGACGAUGAGGAUCCCGGCGGGAACCAAGUCGAGCAACAGCAGCAGCCAGCAAAUCCCCGCGGAAAAGAGCAGAGGGAAGUCAGGAAGGAGCAAGGUAGGACAUAUCUCAAUGUGAAUGAAUUAGAGUUUGUACCACCGUGCGACAUCCGGAGCAAGGAAACUAUUUCGGCGGUACACAGAGCGAAGAGUCAAGCAUGCAAGAAACAGAUACUGGACAUUGCUUGCGAGAUUCAGAAAGGGACGUUCUACCCACGAAAGUUGCCCAACUAUUGUCCCAAUGGUGCGUUCGUUCCGAAUCGAGAGCUGGGCUGCUUUCAGGAUGAGAAAAACUUCCGCCUCUUGUCCGGUUAUUACACGAAUUUCAAAACCAACAACUCGCCGCGGCAGUGCAUUCAGCUAUGUUUGCAGUCCGGGUUUCUCUAUGCCGGCGUACAAUACUCGAGUGAAUGUUUCUGCGGAGACGAAUUACCCAAAGCUUCCGCCAAACUUCCAGACUCCAGCUGCAAUAUGAAAUGCUCCGGCGAUCCCAAACAGGCUUGUGGAGGCUAUUUCACGGCUAACGUCUAUGAAACCGGAAUUGCGAAAUUCAGUCCACAGACGACGGAAUUGACAACCAGAGCCGGCGUGGAACCGAUACGAAUUGUGUUCUUGCUCACCUUGAAUGGUCGAGCCCUGCGACAAGUCAAUCGUUUGUUGAAAACUCUCUAUAGUCCUAGACAUUAUUACUUUAUACAUAUCGAUUCGCGUCAAGAGUAUCUUUACCGGGAGUUGCUAAAGUUAGAGCAAUAUUUUCCCAACAUUCGGUUGUCCCGGAACCGCUGGUCUACUAUUUGGGGCGGAGCAUCAUUGCUGCAGAUGUUGCUCGGUUCGAUAGAGUACAUGUUGAAGGAGAUUCCUCACUGGAGAUGGGACUUCGUGCUGAAUUUGAGCGAAAGUGACUUUCCCGUGAAAACAUUGGACAAGUUGGUCAACUUUUUGGGUGCGAACCGGGGUAAGAACUUCGUGCGGAGUCACGGCCGUGAAGUGCAGCGCUUCAUUCAGAAACAGGGCUUGGACCGGACGUUCGUCGAAUGUGAUAACCAUAUGUGGCGUAUUGGCGAUCGAAUAUUGCCGUCCGGGAUUCAGAUCGAUGGAGGCAGCGAUUGGAUUUGCCUGUCGAGAGAGUUCGCUCAAUACGUGACAGAGGGAAGAAAUGAAGAUCCACUCGUGUCCGGGUUGUUAAUUAUUUUUAGACAAACGAUACUGCCAGCGGAGUCGUUCUUUCACACGGUUCUCCGCAAUUCCGAAUUUUGCAAUACGUACGUGGACAAUAAUUUACAUGUGACCAAUUGGAAACGGAGACUAGGCUGCAAAUGUCAAUACAAGCAGAUCGUGGACUGGUGCGGAUGCAGUCCGAACGACUUCAAGCCAGAGGACUGGGCCAAACUGCAGGGUACCGAAGCCAAACAGUUUUAUUUUGCCAGGAAGUUUGAACCCAUCAUCAAUCAGGAAGUGAUUCUACAGUUGGAGGAGUGGGUGAAUGGGCCUUACCCUGCCGAUUAUUUGAAUCUUCACUCGUAUUGGCAAAAUUUCUUCCACAGCGAAGAUAAAUUGGUAACUGUAGAUGGAGCUCUGCUGAAUGUCGUCCACAGUAUUUUGAGGACCAAUGUCAAGGCGGAGUUCAGUCAAUUUCAGGAACCUUUUCGGAUACGAGAGUUGAAUCAUUACUUGGAUCGCGAUCGUUACCGAGGGUUCCUGAUCAAGUACGAGGCUAUGUUGGGAGACGGGGUGGUAUUGUUAGAGACACGUGCUCAGCCAACGUUUUCCGCUCAAGUGUCCAAGUCAGCGGCUCUCGGACGACGGAUAACACAGCUCGAAGUUAGCAGCGAUUUUGAUCAGAAGGAACAAAUCUCGCGUAAUUUCCAAAGGAUUAUCGGAACCAACGCAGACCUGAACCUGAUUUUCCGUUUGGCCGGGUUACGAACAGAAAAGAACACGACCAGCUACGCUUUGACCGUUUUGUGGUUGGACCCCAGAGGAGAACUGGCUGAUACUACCGAAAUUAGUAUUGAAGACACCCCCUCCGGUCCGGCGGAGAAUCUGGUCCAUUUCUGUAGGGCAGCCAAUUUGAAGUCACCUCUUUUGGCGGGAAUUUGGACUGCCAAAUUGGUCCUCAAAAAGGUUUUACUGGGGGUGACUCGCUUUCUGGUCGUCAAUAGUACGAUGCUGGAGGCGGAUAUUCCAAACACAAAUCAGACUACCAAAGAGCAAUUGCUUCGAGAUCAGACAGAGCAGCUAGAUAGGAUAGUGCAACAAUUUUUCAACAUUAAGGAAACCUGUUGGGUGGGGAAGGAAGGGGAAGAAAGACAAGUGGCCCGGCCGGAAGGUCUGGGAGAAUGUAGUGAGACAAACUGGAGCAGUCACGCACCGGAUCCGAAGAGUGAUAUUCACGCUGCUGCAGAUAACAAAUAUCUUGAUGGUGGGAUAGGAUUUCUUUAAGCAUUUAAAUUGCUGUCGGUUGCAAUUUCUUCUGUUAAUAAUUCUAUUUUGUUGUGUUUAGCUGUGUAUUAGUUUUAAGUAAUACCAAGAAAAAAGCAGGAAAUUAAGUUCGUGCCAUUUUCUUUGAGUGUAGCUAAAAUUCAUCAGGGGUGUUAUUAGCUCUAUGAUUGAAAGCCAUUGUCCUUGAGUAAAACUCAAUUUUAAAUCUAAACGAAAUGCAUCGAAAAGAUUGGAUUAAUUGAUAAUACAUCGGUUUAUCGUGUUAGGUGGUUUUAUUUGUGUAGUUAAUUUUAGUUCAAGGGAAUACUCUUGUAUUGACAAAAGAAUAGCAUAAUGAUAUGCGAUAAGUAAUCGCAAAAUUGCAAAAAUGUUAUACCAAAAAAACUUCUAAAAAUUGAAAAAAAUCUUUCAUGACUUACUUUUAUUCAAAUCAUUCUUGAAUAGUAUUCAAAUUCCUACCAAACUUUUACCCAUCUGAUUCUAUAUAUAAAAUAUUUCUUCAGUUCAAAAGGAACAAAUGUUGUAGCAUCUUUAAAAUAAGCCAAAAGGGAGAAAAGUAUUACCAAUGCUUUGUAUCACAAACAUUUAUCAAAAGUUGCAUUUCUGGACGUACUCAUUAAGCCAAGUGAAUCGCUUUUAUUUUCAAAGCAAGCUCAUACUUACCUCCAAGUAGCAGAAACACUAUUUCCCCUCUCAUUUGCUAGCUAUAGAAUAAUAGACUUUUACCAAUCUGCUCGAAAAUCGUUAAUAAAAAUGUACAAGAUUGUAUUUUCGAAAACAAA